AUGUCCUCACCACCACCCAGCAACAUCCUCCAAGACCCGAUCGGGGAGCUCGACGCCGCUCUUCGCUCCCACGCCUUCGGCAUCGACCCCCUCUCACACGUGCUUGUAGACCAAUCCUUCCCACGUACGAAUGCCGAGCGGGCGUCGGUCGCGUCCCAGGUGCGGGCGACCAAGCAGACCUCUGAUCGAGUCCACGCGCGCGCCAAGAUCGUGCUCCUCGAGAAGGAGGGGGAGGCAGAAGUCGUACUCGACCAGCGGGGAUAUACUAUCGAGAACACAACUGCACCCGUGCAGGUCACAUCACACACUUUCGAGUCGCUUGACGCGCUCCUUAUCGCCCUCUCUCCGGCGUAUGUGCGCGCGAUGAACGAUGCCGUCGCGGCGCGCUUCGCACAGGGCGUCUCGGAGCGUCGUUACCACGGCCACGAGGAUGAGGACGCCGAGGAGCCAAAGUGGAUAGACUAG
This is a messenger RNA of Cutaneotrichosporon cavernicola, 465 nucleotides long. RefSeq lists its product as uncharacterized. The record is from RefSeq and is a predicted model, not a curated record. NCBI's taxonomy places the organism in Eukaryota, Fungi, Basidiomycota, Tremellomycetes, Trichosporonales, Trichosporonaceae. Bases 1 to 465 code for a protein of 154 amino acids. The transcript is spliced from 2 exons.